Meriones unguiculatus (Mongolian gerbil) is the source of this 1747-nucleotide messenger RNA. RefSeq names its product thrombopoietin (gene Thpo). Gene Ontology annotation, molecular function: hormone activity; cytokine activity. Lineage: Eukaryota; Metazoa; Chordata; Mammalia; Rodentia; Muridae. Gene Ontology annotation, cellular component: extracellular region. Bases 1 to 1347 code for a protein of 448 amino acids. Gene Ontology annotation, biological process: thrombopoietin-mediated signaling pathway; positive regulation of ERK1 and ERK2 cascade; positive regulation of hematopoietic stem cell proliferation. The transcript is spliced from 6 exons. The record is from RefSeq and is a predicted model, not a curated record.
AUGACAGUUCCCCCUACGUGUGUGGGUGGAGGAGCUGGACUCCAUUCAUGGACCAUGGUCCAGGCAGGGGCUCCAGUUCCAGUAGGUAGGAAAAGAAGUCGUCAUUUCCGGGGCCUUCACCAGGGCUUGAUGGCUCUCUGCUCUCUGAUUGGGCGGAAGUGGCCUGGGCAGGCUUGUGACCCUACAGCCAAGGAGGGGCUGUACCCCAGCCAGUGUCUUCCUACCUACCUGCUUCCCAGAGCGCUGCCUGCUGUGCACCUGGCUCCUGGAGCCCUUCUCCACUGGAUAGAUUCCUCGGCCCACCUGUGCCCCACCCAACUCCGUGCAGAAGUGCAAAAGGUCAAGCCGCCUCCAUGGCCCCGGGAAAGAUUCAGGGGAGAGGCCCCAUCCAGGGAGCCCCUCCAGCCAGACACCCUGGCCAGAAUGGAGCUGACUGAUUUGCUCCUGGUGACCAUGCUUCUCCUCACUGCAAGACUAACUCUGUCCAGCCCAGUUCCUCCCGCCUGUGACCGCAGACUCCUAAAUAAACUGCUCCGUGACUCCCAUCUCCUUCACAGCCGACUGAGUCAGUGCCCUGACAUCAACCCUUUGUCUACACCCGUCCUGCUGCCAGCUGUGGACUUUAGCCUCGGAGAAUGGAAAGCCCAGACGGAACAGUCCAAGGCACAGGACAUUCUAGGGGCAGUGACUCUUCUCCUGGAGGGAGUGAUGGCAGCACGAGGACAGUUGGAACCCUCCUGCCUUUCAUCUCUCCUGGGACAGCUUUCUGGGCAGGUUCGCCUCCUCUUGGGGGCCUUGCAGGGCCUCCUAGGAACCCAGGCCCAUCCUCUGCCCUCAGCUUCCUCCACAGGGCAGGACCACAGCCCACAAGGAUCCCAAUGCCAUCUUCUUGAGCUUGCUACAACUGCUGCGAGGAAAGGUGCGCUUCCUGCUGGUAGUAGACGGCCCCACCCUUUGUGUCAGACGGGCCCUGCCCACCCCAGCUGUCUCCAGCAGUACCUCUCAACUCCGCACAAUAAACAAGCUCCCAAACAGGACUUCUGGAUUGUUGGAGACAAACUUCAGUGCCGUAGCCAGAACCACUGGCCCUGGACUUCUGAACAGGCUUCAAGGAUUCAGAGCCAAGAUUAUUCUCGAUCAGCUAAAUCAAACCUCCAGGUCCCCAGGCCAAAUCCCUGGAUACCUGAACAGGACACACGGACCCGUGAAUGGAACUCAUGGGCUCUUUGUUGGAGCCUCACUUCAGACCCAGGAAGCCCCAGACGUUCUGCCAGGAGCUUUGAACAAAGGCUCCUUGCCACUCAACCUCCAGACUGGACAUCCUCCUUCUCCAACCCAUGCUCCUGACCGACACACUCUCUUCUCCCCUUCACCUACCUUGCCCACCCAUGGGUCUCCAACCCAAUUCUACCCCCUGGUUCCUGACCCUCCCACCACCAUGCCUAAAUCUACCAGUCCUCAUCCAAUCGCAAUGUACCCUCAUUCCCAAAAUUUGUCUCAGGAAGCAUAAGGACCAACCACAGGCACAGCCAGCACCUGCAGCAUCUCUCGGGGACAAGCCUUCCCCAGCAGAGGCUCUGAGAGGCAACUGCAGCUACGUGUCCUGCUUUCACCUGGAACCCAAGGAGACACAGGACAGGACAUCGUUAAAUUUUAGGAACUAUUUUUUUUUAACCUAUCAGCAAUAUUCAUCAGAGCAGCUAGUUAUCUUUGGUCUACUUUCUGUAUAAAUUUGAAAAAUGACAAA